AUGCCUAGCCGGCCACGCCCGAAUAAAGUGACGAAGCCCGCGCCAGGGUCUGGAGCUCGUAGAGGCAGCCGUCAAUCGUCUCUUUCUGCUGCAGCCCAGGAGCAGCUCGAGCAAUACGCAAAGGAAGCUGCCAACUCGACCGUCAACCAUGACUCCACGACGCUUGAAGAUGCCAUUGAAGAGAGCCCCAUUGAGUCUGCCGAUAAGUUCACAGCCAUCAACUUGCUCGCCAAUGGAGGUUCCAUGACGCCUCUUCACGGCGCUCUUCGCUCCGCCGACGACUUUCAGCUUGACCACCAGAUGCCCGAUCAUUCAUCCCCAGAAGAUCCGGCAGCUCGAACUGCAGCAGAUUUGGCCUAUGCCGCCUAUGGGGACCAGGUCAAAAUCGACAGUGCUCUGUGCAAGAAGCUCGCCGCUGAGGUUGCGUUGCGAGAGCCGACUCAGCGUCGCGUCGACCAGAAGCUCAACAUUGAGCGUCGAAGCAAUGUUGAGGCUCUGCUCGCUCACAUGACGGGACAAUCUGCCCCCAAGCCUUGCAAGAAUUGCCACAAGGGCCAUGGACCCUGGACCCAAUGCGUUGUGUAUGACGGCCAGAUGUGUGGAAGCUGUACAAACUGCUGGUUCAACGCAAGUGGCUCAAGGUGCACGUUUCAUGAGAACAACCAUCCCCAACCGCAAACCUUGUUCGCAGCAUCUGUCGCGGCCUCGGCAAAUCUCAUGGCUCUACAACCACCCGCGCUAUCGCAGUCUACAUCACCCAACGCGAGCACCAAUCUCUCCGCAGACAUCACCCAAUGGGGCCUGUCUGAGUCAACCAAGCAGUUGAUCACCCAGACAAUCACUGACGUAGCCACCUUCUCUCGAAGGGAUCGUUUUCUUGCGCGAAUCGAAGCCGCUGCUAAGGAGCUCGGCAUGCGAAUUGCAGAAUACGAAGAGUUUCUCAGGACCCCUGAGGGCAUGGCGGAACAAAAUGCUGCCUUGGAGAGGGAGCGCGCCCAGAAUAGCCACACUCAGGCUACUGAGGCUUCGAUGGCUGACGCCCCUUCUGACGAAGUCCUGAGUUGA
This is a messenger RNA of Trichoderma aggressivum f. europaeum, 1065 nucleotides long. RefSeq lists its product as uncharacterized. The record is from RefSeq and is a predicted model, not a curated record. The transcript is spliced from 2 exons. Bases 1 to 1065 code for a protein of 354 amino acids. NCBI's taxonomy places the organism in Eukaryota, Fungi, Ascomycota, Sordariomycetes, Hypocreales, Hypocreaceae.